Molecule: messenger RNA, 1578 nt
Organism: Jatropha curcas
Lineage: Eukaryota; Viridiplantae; Streptophyta; Magnoliopsida; Malpighiales; Euphorbiaceae
Product: GDSL-like Lipase/Acylhydrolase superfamily protein
Molecular function (GO): hydrolase activity, acting on ester bonds
Source: RefSeq, a predicted model, not a curated record
UCACAACACGCAGAGAAAUUUGCACCAAUGUUGAUAAACUACCCAUUUGAACAUUUUCUUCUUUAAUAGAGAUAAAUUAAAAGGUCAUACCAAAUUCAACAAUCCAAUAGAACAAGCUUGCAAGUUUCACCUAUGGAUUCUUUGUUUAUCUUAAAUACUCCUUUCUGCUGCAUCUAGUUUCAGAACAUCAUAAUCUUGUCCACUUUCAGAAAUUUAGAAGCCAUGGCCUUAAAGGUUACUCAAACCUUGGCCUUGUUGGUUGUUUUUGUUACUUUGAGUUUUAGAUUUCAAUAUUGUAAUGCAGCUGACUCUUCUGGAUUGGGAGCUUCUUUUAUUUUUGGUGAUUCUCUAGUUGAUGCUGGAAAUAACAAUUACCUACCAACUUUGUCUAAAGCAAAUAUCAAGCCUAAUGGAAUUGAUUUUAAGGCUUCCGGCGGAAACCCAACCGGCCGGUACACCAAUGGGAGAACCAUUGGCGAUAUAAUAGGGGAAGAACUAGGGCAACCAAAUUAUGCUAUUCCAUUUCUAGCCCCAAAUUCAACUGGGAAAGCAAUACUGUAUGGUGUCAAUUAUGCUUCAGGAGGAGGAGGGAUUUUGAAUGCAACUGGAAGACUAUUUGUUAAUAGGCUAAGUAUGGACAUUCAAAUUGAUUAUUUCAACAUUACCAGAAAACAAUUUAAUCAAUUGUUAGGUCCAACAAAGGCAAAAGAAUAUAUUAGGAGGAAAUCCAUCUUCUCCAUCACCAUCGGAGCAAAUGAUUUCCUGAACAAUUAUCUACUUCCAGUUUUAUCUGUUGGUGCAAGAAUCACUCAAAGUCCUGACGGUUUCAUCGACGAUAUGCUCAGUCACUUAAGAGAACAGCUUACUAGAUUAUAUAAAUUGGAUGCUCGAAAAUUUGUAAUUGGAAAUGUCGGACCGAUAGGUUGCAUACCAUACCAGAAGACUAUAAAUCAAUUGAAAGAGAAUGAAUGUGUGGAUUUGCCUAAUAAGUUGGCAAAUCAGUAUAAUGCUAGAUUGAAAGAUUUGCUGACUGAAUUGAAUGAGAAUCUUCCUGGAGCUACCUUUGUUCAUGCCAAUGUCUAUGAUCUUGUCAUGGAAGUCAUCACGAAUUAUGAUAAAUAUGGGUUUACAACAGCAACAAGAGCUUGUUGUGGAAAUGGAGGGCAAUUUGCAGGGAUAAUUCCAUGUGGACCUCAAUCUAGUAUGUGCGAGGAUCGUUCCACGCAUGUGUUUUGGGAUCCUUACCAUCCAAGUGAGGCUGCCAAUCUUCUACUUGCCAAGCAAUUGCUUGAUGGAGAAAAAAAAUACAUUUCUCCUAUGAAUCUUAGGCAACUCAGAGAUCUUUGAUUUUCAUUUUUCAUGUGUAAUGAUUUUCUUUUAUUGAGCAAAAUCUAAUUUCUUCCUCCAUUAACAAGAUUUUGCUCUAUACCCUUUUUACCUUUUUCUUUUGUUUUCCUCUUCUUUGUUUCACAUUUUCAUUCUCCUUUCAUGUUGCCUUGCAAUAUGGUUUGAGAGUACAAUUUUAAACAAAAAAACUUAAUAAUUAAUUUUUAAUAGGGCCAAAUUAAGGCUUGUCUC